AUGACCGACAGCAAAGUAGAUGCGGUGGAAGCCAAGCUGCGCGAGAUGUUCGAGGUGCGGUCAGGUUACCGCGACGAGCACAGUCAGGCUGCGAUGCUGGCCAAGCACUUCCGCUCUUUCGACCGCGACGGAUCGGGCGUCUUGGACUUCGACGAGUUCGCGCGGGCGAUGCUGUCGCUCAACUUUGUGGGGGUGCAAGCGGAGACCGAGGCGCUCUUCGACCGCUACGACGCGGAUCUCGAUGGCGUUCUCAGCUACGUCGAGUUCGCUCGGGCAGUCACGGGGGUAUCCGGUCGAGUACCGCUGACUGGUCGAGCUCGGUCGCUGCUGGAGUGCGUACGUGAAAGCAUACUCGAGGCGGGCGGCAACAACGGCAUCCGGACAUUAGGCGUGAUCCUGCGACGAAUCGACCAGAACGGCAACGGCAUGAUCGAGCUAGAGGAAUUUCGCGAUGGUAUCGCCCAGUUGGGUAUCCGCGACGUGGACCCAGAGGAACUGGAACGCACGUUUCGCUGCUUCGAUCGAGACCAAAGCGGCAAGAUCACUAUCGACGAACUCAUGCGCGGACUUCGGGAGUCGAUGGCUAAGCGCCGCAUCCUGCUUGUGAAGAAGGCCUUCGCUCUCUUGGACACUUCAGGUGACGGUCAUGCCACCAUCGACGAGGUGCAGCGCCUGUACGACGCCUCCCAGCACCCCGAAGUCCUCGCUGGAAGGAUGAAGCCACGCGACGCGAUGCUCGAGAUGAUGAGCGUCUUCGAGCAGUCCGACUCGCGCGGGGACGGAGUCAUCACGUGGCACGAGUUCCUCGAGUACUACAAGGACCUGAGCGCUGGCAUCGCCAACGACGACGAGUUCGAGUUCAUGGUGCGCAACGCGUGGCACCUCAGCGGCGGCGGCGGCGGCUGGAGCGCCAACUCGUCCUGCCGUCGGGUGCUCGCCACCUUCCGAGACGGCUCCCAGCGGGUGCUGGAGAUCGAGAACGAUCUGGGUAUCGCUGCGUCGGACACGCGUCGCAUGAUGGAGAAGCUCGCGGCUCAGGGCUAUCGGGACAUUGUAGGCUUGUCACUAGCUCACUAG
This is a messenger RNA of Phytophthora sojae, 1077 nucleotides long. RefSeq lists its product as hypothetical. The record is from RefSeq and is a predicted model, not a curated record. NCBI's taxonomy places the organism in Eukaryota, Oomycota, Peronosporomycetes, Peronosporales, Peronosporaceae. The coding region runs from base 1 to 1077 and encodes 358 amino acids. Gene Ontology annotation, molecular function: calcium ion binding. The transcript has 2 exons.